Molecule: messenger RNA, 2124 nt
Organism: Dendronephthya gigantea
Lineage: Eukaryota; Metazoa; Cnidaria; Anthozoa; Malacalcyonacea; Nephtheidae
Product: U3 small nucleolar ribonucleoprotein protein MPP10-like
Exons: 9
Coding region: 1-1602 (533 amino acids)
Biological process (GO): rRNA processing
Cellular component (GO): sno(s)RNA-containing ribonucleoprotein complex; nucleus; small-subunit processome
Source: RefSeq, a predicted model, not a curated record
AUGGAAUUCGUACAAAGAAUAAAUCUUUUGAUACAAGAAAUAAAGACUGGAUUCAAACGUCUUCUUAAGAAGGAGAUUUAUUUGCAUUUAAAUGAUGAAGAAUGUAGUAGGAGUAAGGAAAGUGACGUGAUCACGUUGGAUAAAAAUGAAAUUCCUGCUGAUUUGGCUGAGUCAAGUUCUUGUGGAAAUAAUCAUGCUGAUAGCCUGCUGGAGGAAAAUACUGAUGAAGAGAUGGCAAAAAGUAUUGAAAAAAGAUCGAAACCCAAGAAAACCAGUUUCAAAGGUUCCAUUGUGGAUGAUCAGUUCUUUAAGUUGGCCGAAAUGGAGAGGUUUCUUGAAAGCAAGCAUGCCAGAGAUGACGCUUCUUCAGAUGGGAGUGAUGAUGAUGAAAAUAUUGAUUAUUUCACGGAUUUAAAUAAAGGGGAUGGCACAUCAAAUUUUGUUGAAAAAAAUGUUUCUCAAAGUGUGAUGUAUUCCGAUUAUUUUGACAUUCCUGAUGAUCUGACUGAAGAAAAGAUAGGUAAUGAUCAGAAGAGUGAUGAAAGUGUGGAUGAUGAUUUUCAAGAUAAGGAUAGUAGUGACUAUGAAGAGACAGAAGAAAUUUCCAGUGCUUUAGUUCUACCUGAUGAUGAUAUUGGUACCAAAUCAACAUUGGAAAAACAACAAGAAAGGGUGAAGAAACAAAUUACAGCAUUAGAGGAUAGCAAUGUUGCUGCAAAGUCGUGGCAACUCACAGGAGAGAUAUCAGCUUCUGCUCGACCCUCAAACAGCCUUUUAGAGGAAGUCUUGCAGUUUGAUCAUACAACUGCUGGUGCUCCUGUAAUCACUGAGGAGACAAGUAAAACGCUUGAAGAAAUUAUUAUACAGAGAAUUAAAGAUGGUGCUUGGGAUGAUGUUGAGAGGAAACAAAAGCCAGUGAAAGAACCUUAUGAAUAUAAAAAACCUCAGCCUCUUAAUCAAGAAAAAAGUAAAAUGAGUCUCAGUGAAAUCUAUGAAAAAGAAUAUCUUCAACAACAGAAUCCUGAAGUAGAACAAGAGAAUGAAGAACAUCAAGAAAUUGAGAAAUUAAUGAAGUCUCUCUUUUCAAAAUUGGAUGCCUUAACUAACUUCCAUUUUACUCCUAAACCGCUCAAAUCUGAAGUGAAUAUCGUCUCAAACGUGCCAUCAAUAAGUAUCGAAGAAUGUACGCCAGUGAACGUGAGUGAAACUGCUUUGCUGGCUCCUGAGGAAAUCUUUGAUAAACAGAAAACUGAAGUGAAAUCUCAGGGAGAGAUGACGAAGCAGGAUCGAAAUCGUGAACGGCGGGGGAAAAAGCGGAAACAACGCUUUGCAGCGAAAGAAAAAGCAAAACUUCAAAAAGUUAUUGAGAAAACUAAUCCAGGUCUUGGGAAUAAAUACGGCAAGGCGAAAGCUCUGGAGUCUCUGAAGAAGGACAAAUCAAGCACGAUUGUCGACGAGAAGAAACGAGACUCUUCUCUGACAUCAUCCUCCGGUUUCUUUACUCAACUACAGGACAGCGUCAAAGAAGAGAUUCAUAAAAAGACCCAAAAUGGAAAGAAAAAGAAGAAGAAUGAGACAACGUCUGCUCAUUGCAGGCUUUGAAAUGAGUGUGAAAGUUGUUAUUGUGAGGUCUAGUACCUCGUUUAACACUAGAUCAGACUCGCUUGACAGGACAUCGUACUUUGCAGUUGGAAAAUGAAAUAAAUGGUGCUUGACAUUACGAUGAUAAUCCGAUCAAAUAAAACGAAAACCUCAGCGUUUGAGAUUUGGUGAGGCGAAUAUAACUUAUGGUAUAGUUCGAGAAAGCUUUUUAGCUGAAAGUGAACAAAUAUAAGAGGAUCUUGUUUGAUGGAUUUUAGUGAUGACGUUUCAGACAUGAAUGGUUAACGUCAUGCACGAAUACAUCAGAAAAUUUACCUCUCCACUGCUCAUCACCACUGACUAUAAACCGUUGCAGGCUCAUAUUCACAACAGUUGGAUUCCGUUUGAGUGGCACCCCCCUGAGCGAUAGCAUUGUGUUUAAUGUUAAUACCACGCUGAUCUCGUUAAUACUUAUUCAAAAACUAUAAUAAUUUUCUAUUAGCCAUAUUUAUAGUCUCUUAAGUACAAAUAUAGAAUCCAAAG